Messenger RNA from Olea europaea var. sylvestris, 680 nucleotides. Its product is annotated as putative invertase inhibitor. Bases 1 to 561 code for a protein of 186 amino acids. The transcript has a single exon. The record is from RefSeq and is a predicted model, not a curated record. Gene Ontology annotation, molecular function: enzyme inhibitor activity. Lineage: Eukaryota; Viridiplantae; Streptophyta; Magnoliopsida; Lamiales; Oleaceae.
AUGAUUCCUUUCUUCUCUUUCUUUCUUCCAAUCCUCUUUCUCUCUUUCCUGAUCUCGACCCAUCCCGUUAAAGGCCAGAGCUUGAUCAAUGAAACAUGCAAAACGAUCGCACGUCGUGAUCCGAACAUCGGGUACAACUUUUGCACAACUUCCCUGCAAGCAUCACCAACCAGCCAGUGUGCAAGUUUACAAGGGCUCGGUAUGAUCUCGAUCAAACUUCUACGUCACAACAUUACAGAUACUCGUGGUUACAUCAAACACCUGAUGAAAAACAGGAAAUUGGACCCUUAUUCGAAACUAUAUUUGAAGGAUUGUUAUGAACUUUUUUCUGAUGCAAUCUCUUCUGUGAAGCGGGCCAUGAAAUAUUACAACUCGAAACGAUAUGACGAUGCUAAUAUACAAAUAAGUGGUGUAAUGGAUGCUGCUACAACUUGUGAAGAUGGAUUUAGCGAGCGAGAAGGGUUAGUUUCUCCAUUGACAAAGAGAAAUCGUAAUACGUUUCAACUCUCUGCCAUCGUACUCUCUAUUAUGCACGAGAUUAAUAAAGGAUCAAAUGUCUGAUUUUUCAUCAGCAUGCUUAUGAUUGAUUACAUUUUCAUGAUCAUUUAAUUUUCUCGUUUACAUGGGAUUUCCUUGUUUUUAUCUUAAAUAUUAUGAUUGACAGAUAUGAUUAUUUAUUA